AUGAACGUUAUCAGAGCAGCGGCGGCGCUCUUGAUGUUCCUUGCAGGAUUCACCUACGCCGAUGGCGACGCACAAAGGCGGCAGCAGUGCAUAGACAAAUGCGUCACUAAACACAAGACGAAGGUCAUGCGGCCGAUGCACCGGUUACUGUGCAAGAUCAGCUGCAGGGCGAGACACGGGGCAAAAAUAGAGGAAAGCCUCGUUUACGUCCACCCUGCUUACAACGGCAAAGAUGCGCUUUUCCAAUCGUAG
Molecule: messenger RNA, 252 nt
Organism: Babesia bigemina
Lineage: Eukaryota; Apicomplexa; Aconoidasida; Piroplasmida; Babesiidae
Exons: 2
Coding region: 1-252 (83 amino acids)
Source: RefSeq, a predicted model, not a curated record